Hipposideros armiger (great roundleaf bat) is the source of this 2511-nucleotide messenger RNA. It is a transcript of the gene ZNF639, whose product is annotated as zinc finger protein 639. Bases 643 to 2100 code for a protein of 485 amino acids. The record is from RefSeq and is a predicted model, not a curated record. The transcript has 6 exons. NCBI's taxonomy places the organism in Eukaryota, Metazoa, Chordata, Mammalia, Chiroptera, Hipposideridae.
ACGAUCUUCAAGAGCUUCGCCCUCCUGCCCCGUGGACCGCAUCCCAGCCCUGUGUGGCUCUUUGGCAAACGUCAGUACAACCGUGACGCGGUCGUUGCCCUUUUCGUUCUCAGCAGGCUGCUGCCCUCGCUAAGGUUUGAAAUGCCAAACGCCCGGCCCACUCCUGCAAGACCGUUCUCGCACGUCCCCUGAAGAAGCGGGGUGGGAAAGCAGCCAGUGGCGCGCAGCGCUUCUCCCACUUCGGGGGCGGGAGGACGGCCUGGGAGCGGGCGGGGUAGGUUCCCUCCGCGGCCCCGCCUGGAGCGGUUCUAGGCCUGGAAUCGCCCGCUUGUGGCGGAAGGAGCGUUACCCCACGCCGAAGGGGCCUGCGGCGGCGCAGAGGUGCCGGCAGGGGGCGCGGGCCGCCGGACCACCCCUCGGGCUAGAGGCCGGUGGUCCCUCCCAGGCCGGGUGUGCGACUAGGCCUCGCUGCCAGGUCUCCUGCCCCCACUCUCACCUCGUCACCUCCCCGCCCCCCAGCGGGACCCUGAGGUGCGCGGCGCAGGCGCAGAGCGAGGCGGCAUUUUUUACCACUUGUGAAAACUUCGCUGUAAUUCAUUUUUCCUCACUCCCGUAUUAAGAAUUAUAUCAAAUUGAAAAGAUAUGAAUGAAUAUCCUAAAAAAAGAAAAAGGAAGACUUUACACCCUUCUCGUUAUUCAGAUUCCUCUGGAAUAAGCAGAAUUGCAGAUGGAUUCAAUGGAAUUUUUUCUGAUCAUUGUUAUAGUGUCUGUUCUAUGAGACAACCAGACUUAAAAUAUUUUGACAACAAAGAUGAUGAUUCUGAUACAGAGACAUCAAAUGACUUGCCAAAAUUUACAGACGGAAUCAAGACCAGAAACAGAAAUCAGAAUUAUCUUGUUCCCGGUCCCGUACUUAGAAUCCUAGACCACACUUCCUUUUCUACAGAAAAAUGUACUGAUAUUGAAAUCUGUGAUGAAGAGUGUGACUCACCUGAACCAGUCCACCAGCAAACCCAAGAGGAGAGCCCUAUAGAAGUUCACACUGCUGAAGAUGUUCCAAUCGCUGCAGAAGUGCAUGCAAUUUCUGAAGAUUAUGAUAUAGAGACAGAAAACAAUUCCUCGGAAAGUCUCCAAGACCAAACUGAGGAAGAGCCACCAGCUAAACUUUGCAAGAUUCUUGACAAGAGCCAAGCUUCGAAUGUGACUGCCCAGCAGAAAUGGCCUUUACUGAGAGCUAAUAGCAGUGGCCUCUAUAAAUGUGAACUUUGCGAGUUCAACAGCAAAUACUUUUCUGAUUUAAAGCAGCAUAUGAUCCUGAAGCAUAAGCGUACUGAUUCAAAUGUGUGUCGAGUAUGCAAGGAAAGUUUCUCUACCAACAUGCUUCUGAUCGAACACGCCAAACUGCAUGAAGAGGAUCCCUACAUUUGUAAAUACUGUGACUAUAAGACAGUCAUUUUUGAGAACCUCAGCCAGCACAUUGCAGACACCCAUUUUAGUGAUCACCUUUAUUGGUGUGAGCAGUGCGAUGUGCAGUUCUCCUCGAGCAGUGAACUCUACCUACAUUUCCAGGAGCACAGCUGUGAUGAACAGUACUUGUGUCAGUUCUGUGAACAUGAGACAAAUGACCCAGAAGACUUGCAUAGCCAUGUGGUAAAUGAACAUGCAUGUAAAUUAAUCGAGUUAAGUGACAAGUAUAACAAUGGAGAACACGGACAGUACAGCCUCUUGAGCAAAAUUACCUUUGACAAAUGUAAAAACUUCUUUGUGUGCCAAGUAUGUGGUUUUCGGAGUAGACUUCAUACAAAUGUUAACAGGCAUGUUGCUAUUGAACAUACUAAAAUUUUUCCUCAUGUUUGUGAUGACUGUGGGAAAGGCUUUUCAAGUAUGCUGGAAUAUUGCAAACAUUUAAAUUCACAUUUAUCUGAAGGGAUUUAUUUAUGUCAAUACUGUGAAUAUUCAACAGGACAAAUAGAAGAUCUUAAAAUUCAUCUAGACUUCAAGCAUUCAGCUGACUUACCUCAUAAAUGUAGCGACUGCUUGAUGAGGUUUGGAAAUGAAAGGGAGUUAUUAAGUCACCUUCCGGUCCAUGAGACAACUUGAUUAUUCUCUUUAACUUCAUAAUGUUAAUGUAAAAUAAUAAAUACGACUUUUUUUGGAGAUGUUAAAAUGGAUUAUUUUAAACACAAUUUAUGAGAAUUGCCUUAAGAUUUUUUAAUUGUCCAAUUUUCUUGGCAUUGCUACAUUUUUCAGCAUAUGGUUGUAUACUAAAUGUAGUAUGUUCAAUGCAUGGUAGUUCAUAGUUUUAACCUCUCGGUGACUAACAUCCUGUUUCUUGCAUGCGCUCCGAUUUAAUGAAUUGAUAGGAAACAGAUGUACUAAAGAAACUAUUUUUAUUUCUGUAACCAUAGGUGCUAUUAACUGUUUUAAACUCAAAACAAGCUCAGUUUUUCAUAUAGAAAGUCAUUAAACUGUUGCACUACCAGCAUUAAAAUGCAGCAUAAUGUACAAUAA